AGUCACUAGUUUUGUCGUCGUAUCAUCCAAAUUCAUCUUUUUCAGAAUUCAAACAAGCCUUCGAAUUUUAGCGCCGCCCCAUUUUCUCUCAUUUCCAAAAUAACUAACCCAUAAUAUUCUCCGCCCUCCGCCCCUCUUUCUUUCCUCCAUUGAAACCUCUUCCGCUGCGCUCCUCUGCCACACGGCCGUCUUCAUCCCCCUGCCCCGCCACGCCACCGUCGCCGAACAUGAACAGCCCCGCCCUUAAUCCUUCCCCCCGUCCACCUCCCUCCCCUUCCCUGAAUUUCGCGUCCAAGCCCGGCCAAAUUUACCCCCAACGCCUAUGGUCCCGCGGAAAUCCCCCGGCCUUUCUUUCAUCUCACCUGGAAAUUUCAAGAAAACCCGGUAAAAUCAACCCGAGAAAUCCGGGUUCGAACCGUCUGCCCGUAUCCAGGUCCGCCGGGAACGGAAUCCCCUCCGUCGGGGAUAAAGUUCGGAUCUUGGCGUCCGAAUUCAAGGCCCUCCCCUCCCCGAUCGACCGAGUGAAGAGAUUGCUGCACUACGCGACGCUCCUCCCGCCGUCCGAUGAAUCGGGUCGGGUCAGGGGAAAUCGGGUGAUGGGCUGCACGACCCAGGUGUGGCUGGAGGCGAGGAUGGACGGGGAGGGGCGGAUGAGGUUUAAAGUGGACAGCGACUCGGAGAUCACCAAAGGGUUCUCCUCCUGCCUGAUAUGGCUGCUGGACGGGGCAGCCCCGCCGGAGGUGCUCGGCGUGGCGGCGGAGGAUUUGGCGGCGGUUAAUGUGGCCGGGUUUCCGAGCAAGGUUCGGUCCAGGGUGAACACCUGGCACAAUGUGCUGAUCGGGAUGCAGAAGAAGACCAUGGAUUGCGUUGGGGAGGGAGAAAUUGCUGCAGAGUUUACUCAGAUAAUUAAGUUUCAAUCUUUGCUUAUUUGAGAUUAGAGUAGAGGCUUUGAAGGAAUUUAGGAUGGGUUAAUCUUUUUUUUCCCUUUGUUACACCCAAAUUUGCUAGGAUGAUAAUGUGUGAAUAUUUCGCAGUCUUUUGACUAAAGAAAUCAAAAUUUCACAAUUUUUUUAAAGACAGAAGAUGUAAAUUUAUAAAGAUACAAAAAUGAGAUUGUGAGCAAAUGAUUGUCAAUCGUGUUUAGCGUUGUUCAAGUUUAGGUCCAAAUCCAAAAAAUCAAUCGGAGCGAACCGUUAGGUCAAGAUUGAUCCCAUAACAAAUGGAUCCUGGCAUG
Messenger RNA from Cuscuta campestris, 1234 nucleotides. Lineage: Eukaryota; Viridiplantae; Streptophyta; Magnoliopsida; Solanales; Convolvulaceae. The record is from the annotation of a GenBank genome assembly.